UCUACAUAGUACAUGCAGCCCAUAAUGAAAAUUUUCAAAUUUGAUUAUAAUAUUUUUUUUCCAGUUGAAUUCAUGACGCAAACCUCUGUUUCGCGGUUUGAAUUUUGCUCGAGGACAUUGAAGAGGAAACGAAGGAGGGAGAAGAUCUCACCGGCGGCGACAGCGACGGAGGCCAGAGGAAGGCUCAAGAGGAAAAGUCAGGGUUAGGAUCCUUUUAAAAUAUUGCACUUGUGUCCUUGGUAUAGUUUCCUAAUUCCUUUUCUGGCCCCAAACUUCAGUAGAAGUCACUUUCGUCCUCGCAUUGUGGCUUGUAUGGAUUGGAGUCAAAUUAAGGAAGAAGAAUGAUGUCUCGAGUUUGAUUUAGAGUAAAUGCAGGACUGGGUAGUUACGUGAAACAUCAGCAAACCGGUCUGUCUCCAUUUGGAAAUGAGUGGUUCUUUGCAUUGAAGGACCUACUUCAUUGAUGAUGUUUGCUGCCAUGGGUUGACUUGGCUUCAUCUCUUCUGCCCAAUAGAUAAAUGAUAUGAUCCAUUUAUUCCACAUCUCUUGAUUUUGUUCACAGACAAAACAAAGAUCAUGUCUCCUCCUAGGAUUGUUUCCUUACAACAAGUUCUUCUUGUGCUGCUCUUCGUUUUGUCUCUGUGUACAGAAAGCUCUGAUGCCAAAUUCAGUUUUGUGGGCUCUGCAUAUGAAGAUGCAAGUGGGUUUACUAGAUUGACGAACACCAAGAAGCACGUGUAUGGUCAAGCCUUCGAGCAACAACCUUUGGCUUUCAAGAACUCAUCCUCUAAUGCUACUGCAACUUCUUUCACUGUUAAUUUCUUCUUUGCAAUCGCUCCUGAGAAGAAAAAAUGCGGAUCCCAUGGAAUGGCUUUUGUGAUCUCUCCGACCAAAGGCAUACCCGGGGCUUUUCCUGAUCAGUAUCUCGGUGUUUUCAAUGAUACAAACAACGGGAAGAGCUCAAACCAUGUUAUCGCUGUGGAGCUUGAUAUUCACAAAGACGACGAAUUUGGUGACAUUGAUGACAACCACGUUGGUAUCAAUAUAAAUGGUUUAAGAUCUGUGAAAUCUGCUCCUGCUGGUUACUACGACAAAGAUGGUAACUUCAGGAACCUUUCUCUGAUCAGCGAAACUUUGAUGCGACUUUCGGUCAUAUAUAGUCAGCCAAAGAAAGAGCUUCGUGUUACCCUAAGCCCCGUAGAGAUGGUUACUCAACCCGAGAAACCGCUUUUAUCUCUGAACCAAGAUCUUUCUCCCUAUUUGUUGGAUGAAAUGUAUGUUGGCUUCUCUGCUUCAACUGGGUCAGUUGGAACGAUCCACUAUAUCUGGGGUUGGCACAUCGACCUAGGCAUCGAAUAUCGUCCUAGAUUAGAGCUUAACCUAUUACCUGUCGUUCCUCCAUAUCCGAGGAAAGCGUCUGAAUCAACACGCAAAAUUAUGGUGGUGUGUUUAUCAUUCUCUAUGUUUGUUGCUCUUGUUGCCUCUGCUCUAGGCAUCUUCCUCUAUUUGAGGCACAAGAAGGUUAAGGAAGUUCUAGAGGAAUGGGAGAUUCAAUAUGGACCUCACAGGUUCUCUUUUAAGGAACUCUUCAAGGCCACAAAGGGUUUCAAGGACAAACAACUUCUCGGCAAGGGAGGCUUUGGUCAGGUCUACAAGGGCACCCUACCUGGCACUGAUGCGGAAAUCGCUGUUAAACGGAUAUCUCAUAAUUCAAAACAAGGCAUGAGGGAGUUCUUAGCAGAGAUAUCAACCAUUGGCCGCCUCAGACACCCGAGCUUAGUCAGGCUUCUUGGUUAUUGUAGGCAUCAGUCCUUACUCUACUUAAUUUAUGACUUUAUGCCCAAUGGUAGCCUUGACAAGUUCCUCUACCCCAACCCGGGUCAGGAGCAUAUCACUUGGGAUCAACGAUUCAAGAUCUUAAAAGAUGUGGCGUCGGCACUCUUUUAUCUGCACCACCAAUGGGUACAAGUCAUCAUUCACCGAGACAUCAAACCAGAAAAUGUCCUGAUCGACCUCGAGUGGAAUGCAAGGCUUGGAGAUUUUGGACUGGCCAAGUUAUACGAACAGGGGUAUGAUCCUCAAACAACGUAUGUAGCCGGCACAUUCGGAUACAUGGCACCCGAGCUUGUAAUAACUGGAAAAGCAACCACAGGAACAGAUGUGUAUGCCUUUGGGCUGUUUAUGCUGGAAGUUGCUUGUGGAAGAAGGCCGAUAAUGCCUCGAGCACCCCCCAGAGAGAUUUUUCUUGUGGAUUUGAUAUUAGAUUGUUGGGAAAAGACAGACAUUCUCGAGGCAGUUGAUGAAAGACUCCGUCAAGAACUUAACAGGGAACAACUUGAGCUGGUUCUGAAGCUUGGGAUCCUCUGUGCACACGGAGUUCCCGCAGCCAGGCCUGCCAUGUCUUCCGUUAUCCGGAUCUUGGACGGAGUUACACAGCUGCCAAACAACCUGCUUGAUAUCCUCAAGGUUGGGAGAUAUGAAGGUUGGUCUGAUACAUCUGAGGAAGUUCUUGAUGUUGUGAGUAUGCAAAGUUCCCUGACGUUAACCGAACCUUUCACAUCCCGUGGGCGAUGAAUUCUGAUCGAAUUCUGCAAAGUAAAUCAGAAUUUGUUGGUUAUGUGGUUAUCUCUGGUAUAGUGUGAUCGGUAUUUGUAUAGAUUCUAGGACUAUUAGCCUGUAAUAGCAAUGAAAUAGUGUGUAUAUAUAUAUAUAUAAUAAAAAAAGUGCAUGCAUAGAUUCUAGGACUACGUCGCAUAUAUGACUACGACAUAGUCAUGGUUUUUAUGUAAAAAUAUUCAUAUCAAAAUUGUAAUAUAUAUCAGGGACAAUUCCAUU
This is a messenger RNA of Tarenaya hassleriana, 2835 nucleotides long. Its product is annotated as L-type lectin-domain containing receptor kinase V.4-like. The coding region runs from base 577 to 2574 and encodes 665 amino acids. Gene Ontology annotation, molecular function: ATP binding; carbohydrate binding; protein kinase activity. Gene Ontology annotation, cellular component: plasma membrane. Lineage: Eukaryota; Viridiplantae; Streptophyta; Magnoliopsida; Brassicales; Cleomaceae. The record is from RefSeq and is a predicted model, not a curated record. Gene Ontology annotation, biological process: protein phosphorylation. The transcript has a single exon.